Messenger RNA from Lytechinus pictus (painted urchin), 856 nucleotides. RefSeq lists its product as uncharacterized. NCBI's taxonomy places the organism in Eukaryota, Metazoa, Echinodermata, Echinoidea, Temnopleuroida, Toxopneustidae. The coding region runs from base 119 to 856 and encodes 245 amino acids. The record is from RefSeq and is a predicted model, not a curated record. The transcript has 4 exons.
AAAAGAAAGUCGCGACUUGCUGGCCUGGGUGAGAAGGCUUCCCAUUUUCCUUUAUUUUCGUAACAUUUCUGUGGCUGUUGUUAAGCCAUUUGAAGUGCGGACAGGCACCCAUCAAGGAAUGAUGGCAUCCUUCACCUUCCACCUCGUGACCUUGAUCACGGUGAUCGUCGCCGUCGUAGAUGCGGCCCCCGACCUGAGCGUCUGCGAUCCUUCGGACCAGCCCUACCCUUACGACGGCCCUCCGCUGCCCACCCUCCCCUCGCAGUAUCGGCUCAAGGUGGAAGCAACCAUCACGAACCGGCACUACUCCUUCAUCCUCGAGGAGUUCUACGAUGAAAUCAACAAUCGCGGCGCGUCCGUCUCGAAGUCCAGGGGACAGACACAUUACACCACCUACGACUAUGCUCGCAACCAGACUCUACUAGUCACAACAGAUGACGCUACAGGUACUUCCAGCUGCAGGGUCAGCGGCUUUUCUCGCUUCAGCUUGUUUGGCUUCCACGUUGAGAACGGGAGUGGCCAUAUCAACGGCACCAACGCUGUCUUCAGGUUUGGCGAGGAAUACAACGAAACCUACAUGGGCAUGACGACGGUGCGGGGCAUUCAGGCUAACCACUGGCAGCGUUGCGUCUAUGCCCCCGGGGCCAAUAUUACGUUCCGACUUGAUUUCUACUUCUCCAAUGCCAGUUUUCAUCUUCAAUCGGGGGCUAAUGCCAUUCCUCUAAGAGCAACAAUUAAUGGAUCAGCUGUAAACAGAACAACGCAGCAAAUGUACAAUUUCUAUCACAAUUAUGAAUAUCUAGAAGUUGAGCCAGGUCCUAUAACCUUGGAAAGAGCCUUUGAGGUGAGACACUAA